GUUUACCCCUGUUGUAGUGCAGAAAGGCUCCCAGAGCGCGUACUGCAAAUAGUUGCAGAAGUAGGGGAAUGGGGCUGAGAGGAAGUGGUUCCUCUGAAACCACUUAAGGAGCAAUCCUGUGCAUAUUUAGAGAAAAGCUGCCUACAACUAGUAUUCUCCCACAACUACACUGGGAACUCUAGUCAAGUGUUGCUGCAAAACGUAAUUUUAUUGGCAAGGCAAAAAUGGAAGAUAAAGAAAAUGCUAAUGGAUCUGCAUGGAAUCAUAUGGACAGUCCUCUGGGAAAAAACUUAGCUUCCCCAAAGGUUUUACAGUCUCCUAACAUAGUGAAGCAAAGCACUAUAAUUGUAAACUGUAGCCCUCUAGCCAGUACUGCAGCAGUUGUUCCUGAACCUGCUGAAGCGAAAAACAAAAGCGUGUUGAUCAGUCAGAAUGUCUUACUCAAAAAAAACACAAAAGAGAAGCAGGUGAAAACAGCUCCCCCUAACUCUGGCAAAUGCCUUUCAGAGAGGCGUGUUCUUGGUGCAUAUCGUGGUAGGGUAGUCUCAUCUAAGGUAAACUCCUUCAGAAAAAUACCAGGAAAUGAUGGUACCAGAUACUCUUUGGCUGGUUCUCCUAAGCUGCUUGUGAGGACUGCAGCUGCAAGGAGUAGUACAGAUAUAAAGAAUGCCAGAGUCCCUGGCACAGUUAGUACUUCUAAGAGUGUAGAUACUACAGUGCUCCAAACAAAGCCUCCUGUAAAGGUCUCUGUUAGCCACCCCAAGCCCAUUGUGAACCAUGAGAAACAAUCGAUCAAUAAGAUAUCAGUAAAUAAAGGGACAUCCCAGAAAAACCCUGAGAGGAAUUGGAAGCCACCGCUAAAGAAUGACCUACCCAAUGCUAGUAAUUCUGUGUAUAGAACAAAGAAACCUCUCGCACCCAAGACCAUAACAGGAAGUUUAGUAGGACCAGUUUCUGCAACUCAAGGUACCAUGUCAGCUUCAAAAUCUGUUGACAACAGAAAAAGUAUUCUGGCAAACCCUGCAGAAGUGAGAAGAAUUCAACUAUCUGAAUGGCAGAGAUCUAAGGGAAUAAAGAAACCGCCUGCUCCCAUGUAUGUUGAUACUCAGCCUGAAACUGAGACACCUCAGCAAACUGUAAAAGAACCAAUUGAAUCCUUCUGGGCUGCUAUAGCAGAAGAAGAUGAGCAAGGAUUAGUUAGCGACAAAGUCAACAAAACACUUGAGGAAUGUCUGUCCCUAAUUGAAAAGGGUUGUCCAGGUGAUACGAUACAGUCUACUUUGGAAAGGCUGAUAGUGAUGGCACCAGAUGCAAAAAAGUUUGCUAAGUACUGGAUAUGCCAGAUGCGUCUUGAACAAUUUCACUCCACUGAAAAGGUUCUUGGUAUUUUUGAAAAUGCAAUACUGGCAGGAGCUCAGCCUAAGGAUGAAUUACGUCGGGCAUUAGCAGAUGCUAUGAGAGCUCUCAAAAAUCUAUCCACAUCCAAUGAAGAAUGUGUGAAGAAGGAAAUCACUCUAAACCAUGAGAAAGAAGUUAAUUCUGAUGAAGUAAGGAAAGAAAAUGCUUGCAAGGAAGUCCUACCCAGUGAAAACAUGGGAUCUAGCAAUGAUGAAGCUUCUCAAAAAGCAACAGAAGCAUGUUUGAAAUCAGAACAAGAAAGCAUUCCUGAUCAAAAAAAACACGGAAAUAAAGACCAUAAACAGAAACAUACCAUUAAAAAAGAAGAGCAGGGUUGUGGCAAUGCCAAGAAAGAUCACAUCCUGGAGAUUAACACUCCUGAAAAUGAUAACGCGGGCUCCUAUUUAAUUAAGUAUAAUUUGUCAACAACUCCUUACUUGGAAAGCACAAAGAAAAAACUGCAGAGUGAAGCUAGUGAUUCUGCUCUUAAGGAUCUGAAAUUUCUGACUCCUGUGAGACGUUCCCGCCGCAUACAUGAGAAGGUGUCCAAGUUGCCAGAUAUACUGAAAGAACAGAGCCCUUGUGUUUCAUCACUUGAGCAGCUUGGAGAAUUGGGGGAAGAAGGCAUGGGCUACAUCUACAGGGAGAACAGUGCACUGCGUAAAAACUCUGUCCACCAAAAAGAACAAUGCAAAGAAUAACAAUACAGAAUAUAGCCCAAUGCAGACAUCAUGCUCCCAUCUCUAACCAUGUUUAAGAAAUCAUGGGUAUAGCACAUACUCUUAUGGAACUCCUCCUCCUCCUGCCUACCCUCCAGUGCCCUUAAUUACAUCUGCACUUGCUUUAACAAUGGGUAACACUAACCUAAUUCCCCUUUAAUUAGGAAAAGAAGCUUAUCUAGUUAGCAGAUAUAACCUUUUAAGGAUUGUGGUGGCAACAGAGAGAGCACAGGAUUGUGCAUCUGCACCAGACUUACACGUUUGAAGUUGUGAUUUCAAAUCUUAGCAAUAGGUACUAACUAUACUGUUCAGUGUAUAUCUUUUCUUGAGUUCUCUUAAUUGUCUUUAACUUUCAGUGUUAUAAAACUUGUGUCUAAAAUUUCUGCCAUCCCUAUUUUUAGAAACAUGUUUGUGUAUAUAGGAGAUAUUGAAUGGAUAAAAAGUAGAAAUUAAUAUUUGUAAUGUUUGCUGCUAGUAAUUUUUAAAAGACAAGUUCUUAAAGACAACUUUGGUUACAAUAAAUGUUCAUUCUUAGUUGGAUAGAAACUCCAUGAGUUUUCAAGGUAAACAUGCACAUUCUUAUUGCAGAGACCUCCUACCUUAUGGUCUUCUCUUACCUGUAAGCAUACAGUUUAGUGUGCAAAACUGAAUGCAAUGUACAGUGGUGCCUCAUACUUCAGAGUUCAAAUGCUAAA
Messenger RNA from Varanus komodoensis (Komodo dragon), 2812 nucleotides. It is a transcript of the gene CKAP2, whose product is annotated as cytoskeleton associated protein 2. The record is from RefSeq and is a predicted model, not a curated record. Lineage: Eukaryota; Metazoa; Chordata; Lepidosauria; Squamata; Varanidae. The transcript is spliced from 9 exons. Gene Ontology annotation, biological process: negative regulation of microtubule depolymerization. Gene Ontology annotation, cellular component: microtubule cytoskeleton. The coding region runs from base 225 to 2099 and encodes 624 amino acids.